AUGGAAAGAGGGGCCUUCCACCAUCGUGCACAACCGGGCCUACGGAGGCCAGGAAAUGGAGACACAGCCAAUGAAUCUGAACUGAGGAUUAUACUUUUGGGGACAAACAGACCAGAGAAUAACAGAGUAGGAAACUUCAUCCUGAAAAGAGAUGCAUUUGAGACUGAAUCUCCUCCAGUUUCAGUUGAUUGUCACAGUGUGAGAGUCAGAAGACAGCUGAAAGGAAGACCCAUCACAGUCAUCAACACUCCUGACCUGUUUCAUCCUCAACUCACAUAUGAUCAGCUCUCAGUGGCAGUGAAAGAGUGUGUGUCCCUGUCUGCUCCAGGACCUCAUGUGUUUAUACUGGUGCUGCAGCCUGACAACUUCACAGAGGAGGACAGAGACAGAAUGAAAGUCAUACUGAACUCUUUCAGUGAUCAAGCCAUGGACUACACUAUGGUGGUAACAACAGGCAAAACAGCAAAGAAAUACAGCAAUCCUUUCAGUCAAAUCAUUGAGGAGUGUAGAAGGAGAACGCACAACUUUGGGUCACUUGGCUUUAGUGUGCACAAGAAGGGAUCUAGUCGGCAUUCUCAACUCUUGGAGAAAAUAACAGAGAUUGAGAGAGAUAAUGGAGGGUAUCUUACCUGUGUGGGAUCUGAGAAGACACUGAGAGGCACAGCACUGUGUGAUGACAAGACCACAGCUGUAAGACAGAGGGGAACUGCACUGGGCAAGAGAACAGAUGAUGCAGGAGGAGACAGAGGCACAAAGACAAAUGAGAGAGGGAGGAUGGAUAAGGUGGAAGAAAGAGUGUCUGAGCUCAGGAUUGUGUUAUUGGGGAAGAACAGACAUGAGAAUAACAGAGUGGGAAACUUCAUCUUGCAAAACAAUGUCUUUGAGAGCACAGCUACUGACAAUCAGCUUAUUAAGAAAACUGGAUGGAUAAAGGGAAGACCCAUCAUGGUCAUCAACACUCCUGACCUGUUUCGUCCUAAACUCACGUAUGAUCAGCUCUCAGUGAUAGUGAAAGACUUUAUGUCCCUGUGUGAUCCAGGACCUCAUGUGUUUAUACUGGUGCUGCAGCCUGACAACUUCACAAAAGAGGAUAGAGACAGAAUGGACAUAAUUGUCAAUUCUUUCUCAGAUAAAGUUUAUGAUUACUCCAUUGUUCUUACUGUGGGUAAUCUGGGACAUGGCACAAGUGUGGAUCCAGGGGAGGAGAAAAAUCAUAUAGAGGAGACCAUUUCAAAAUGUGGUGGCAGACACUUUAUGCUCACUGAUGACAGCAGUCCUGUGUCUCUCAUAGAGCAAAUAGAUCAGGUUGUGGAAGAAAAUGGAGGGGUGUAUAUUACAUAUUGUGUUUAUGAGGAUUCACAGCAGACCACAAAAGAGGAAAUGUAUAAACAAACAGAGAGGACACGGGAAUUGACAAAACAUCAACAGUCUGACAAAACUGCACGAGAAACUGAGCCUAAAUAUGACAUUCCAAGACUGAACCUGGUGUUGUGUGGGAGGGAUGGAUCAUUGAAGAUCUCCAUAUCAGAGCUCAUACUGGGCCAGAGAGAGUCCAGUCCAGAGUCCAGCUCAGUGUGUGUGAGGAGGGAGGGAGAAGUGUGUGGACGCCUGCUCACCCUGGUGGAAAUGCCAGCUCUGUACAACACUCAGCUCUCAGAGGAGGAAGUGAUGCGUGAGACUCUCCGCUGUGUCUCUCUCUGUGAUCCUGGAGUCCAUGCUUUCCUCCUGGUCAUUCCUGAGGGCUUCCUCACUGAUGAGGACAAAGGAGAAAUGCAGAAGAUUCAGACAAUAUUCGGCUCAAGAGUCAAUGAUUACACCAUGGUCCUGAUAAAUCAGAAACCUGGACAGGAAGUGACAGAAUUAGAUGAAUCAACUCAGACAAUCAUCAGAUCCUGCAGAGGAGGACAUCAGUUCUUAGGUUCCAGUUCACAGGUGUCAGAGUUACUGAGGAGUGUUGACAAACUGGUGGAACAGAAUGGAGGAAGUCAUUACACAACAGUCAUGUACCUGGAAACACAACUAAAGAAAUACCAGAUGGAAGCAGGAGAGAUGAAGAGAAAAAUCAACAUUCUGGAGGAAAAGAUUAAGAGUCAGACACCAGACACUUUGAGAAUAGUGCUGUUGGGGAAGACUGGUGUUGGGAAGAGUGCCACAGGAAACACCAUCCUGGGAAAAUAUGUUUUUGAAGAACUACUCUGUCCCCACUCUGUUACCACUGAGUGUCAGAGAGAGACAGCUGAAGUCAAUGGAAGACAGAUAACAGUGAUUGACACACCAGGACUGUUUGAUACUAAUUUUCCUAAUGAAGAUAUUAAGAAAGAGGUUGCUAAAUGUAUCACCAUGGCAACACCAGGACCACAUGUGUUUCUACUGGUCAUAAGACUGGGACGCUUCACAGAAGAGGAGAAAAAUGCACUGAAGAUCAUUAAAGUAAUGUUUGGAGGCAAAUCCAGACUGUACACAGUGAUAUUGUUCACUGGAGGAGACAGCUUGAAAAAAACAAGCAUUGAGGAAUUCAUUAAGAAAUCAAGGGAAAUACAAAACACCAUUAAACAGUGUGAUAACAGAUACCACGUAUUUAAUAACAAUGACCCUGAUAACACAACUCAGGUUGUGGAACUCCUGGAUAAGAUAGACACCCUGGUGUCAGUGAAUGGAGGGAGCUUCUACACUAAUGAGAUGCUCCAACAGGCAGAGGAAGCUCUCCAAGAGGAAAAGGAGAGAAUACUGAGAGAGAGAGGGGAGGAGAUAGAGAGAGAGAAAGAAGAACUGAAGGCCAAACAUGAGGCAGAGUUAGAGAGAAUGAGGAAGACUAUUGAUGAGGAAAGGAAGAAACAGGAUGAAGAGAGAAGAAGGAGGGAAAUGGAGUUUAACAAAAAGGAAGAACAAAUAAGAACAGAGAUGCGUGAAAGAGAAGAA
Molecule: messenger RNA, 2919 nt
Organism: Chanos chanos (milkfish)
Lineage: Eukaryota; Metazoa; Chordata; Actinopteri; Gonorynchiformes; Chanidae
Product: GTPase IMAP family member 8-like
Exons: 5
Molecular function (GO): GTP binding
Source: RefSeq, a predicted model, not a curated record